AUGGCUAGGAUGUUGCUCUCUGUCUCUGCAUUCAACAGUCCCUUCUUCAGCUACUGGGAUGAAAUGGAGGAAGAGCAAGAUGAUGAGAAACCAGAUUCACCUGUCAACGUUGAGGAUUGCCCUGAUGGAGGUGGAGGACUACUUCAGCAGGUGGCUGCCAUUGCGUUGGAGGAGCCAGUCCCCCUUGGUCCAGCUCAGACAACUGCUCCUUCCCAGGCACUAGCAAACCCAUAGUUGGAGCUAUGAUCCUCAAGACAUUGAGAACAAGAUUAAUAUUGGCAUGUGAACAAUAUAGGUUGAUUGUGCUUCCAUUCUUCUCAUAACUUUUUUGUGGAAAUUUUGUGUUUCAUUUGCAUUUGCAUUGUGUAAAGCCAAUGGUGUAAUUAUUUUGUAUGUCUCCACAACAUUGUGGGAAUCUCCUCCCCCAUCUUGGUCUUUGCUGUCAAUUGUUGGAAAAGAAACAGCUUGAAUACAAUUUCAUAAUUUUUCUA
Molecule: messenger RNA, 491 nt
Organism: Darwinula stevensoni
Lineage: Eukaryota; Metazoa; Arthropoda; Ostracoda; Podocopida; Darwinulidae
Source: the annotation of a GenBank genome assembly